This is a messenger RNA of Chionomys nivalis (European snow vole), 1992 nucleotides long. Its product is annotated as MLV-related proviral Env polyprotein-like. Lineage: Eukaryota; Metazoa; Chordata; Mammalia; Rodentia; Cricetidae. The record is from RefSeq and is a predicted model, not a curated record. The transcript has 4 exons.
AUGGAAGAUCCAGCGCACUCAAAACCCGCUAAAGUUAAGACUCAUACAUGGGGCCCCUUGACCAUUUUGGGGGUCCUGCUAGGAAUGGGGAUGACUGCCGGGGGGGAAAGCCCCCAUCAGGUAUAUAAUAUCACCUGGAGGGCUACCAAUCUUAUGACAGGAACUACGGCGAAUUCCACCUCCAUAUUGGGGACACUGACGGAUGCCUUCCCCACUCUUUAUUUUGAUCUUUGUGACCUGGUAGGAUCAUCUUGGGAUCCUUCUGACCAAGAACCAUUCUCUGGUUACGGAUGCCACCAUCCAGGAGGAAGGCAUGGGACCCGGACUAAAGACAUUUAUGUUUGCCCUGGUCAAGGCAGGACCCGUGGAUGUGGGGGUCCCGGAGAGGGGUACUGUGCUCGAUGGGGAUGUGAGACCACGGGAGAAGCUUAUUGGAAGCCUAGCUCCUCCUGGGACUUAAUUACCCUCAAACGAGGAACAAUUUCCGGGUAUACAGGGAGAGGACCAUGGAUAUGCGGGGGUAAAGCCUGUGGUCCAUGUUAUGAUUCCCUGACCACCACCAACGUUCAGGGCUCUACCCCAGGGGGCAGAUGCAACCCCUUGAUCUUACAAUUUACUGAACAGGGAAAGAAAGCAGCAUGGGAUGGACCUAAGUCUUGGGGGCUACGCCUCUACCGUACUGGAUAUGACCCCAUCACCUUGUUUUCAAUUUCCCGACAAAUUAUGAGUGCUACCCCAUCACAGUCCGUCGGCCCCAAUACUAUCUUGGGAGACCAGCAGUCCCCCUCUAAGUCCAACCCUCCCCCCAAACCUCAACCCAUACCAUUGGUUACGGCAUCACCUUCACACACAACCACCAGCUCGCCCCCCAGAUCUGGCCCCAAAACCCCGAGCAUUACAACGGCCCUCCAGCAACCCGGGAUGGGGGAUCGACUCCUGAAGUUAGUCGAGGGAGCCUUCUUAACCUUAAACUACUCUGAUCCCACCCGGACGCAGGAAUGUUGGCUAUGUCUGGUUUCGCAUCCCCCGUACUAUGAAGGCAUUGCUGUUUCGCGGAAUUUUUCCAAUCACACUUCUGCCCCAACCAGUUGUACAGCCCUUUCAGAGCACAAACUAACAUUAUCUGAGGUAUCAGGAAGGGGACUUUGCAUAGGUAAGGUCCCCCCAUCUCAUCAGGUACUAUGUAACCUAACUCAAGAAGUUUGGCCAGGGUCCCAUUACCUGGAAGCCCCCAAUGGGACUUGCUGGGCUUGCAGUACGGGAUUGACACCCUGCGUGUCGACCUCAGUUCUCAAUGUCAGCUCUGACUAUUGCGUGCUCAUAGAACUAUGGCCCAAGAUAAUAUACCAUGAACCAGAAUACAUCUAUAGCCAUUUUGAGAAAAUUGGGGAAAUAACCCGGUUUCGCAGAGAACCUGUAUCUUUGACAUUAGCUUUACUGCUUGGUGGACUUACUGUAGGAGGUAUGGCGGCAUGAAUAGGGACAGGAGUAUUAGAAGAAUCAAUCAGUACUCUUGAGAAAUCUUUAACCUCACUCUCCGAGGUAGUCUUACAAAACAGAAGAGGACUAGAUAUUUUGUUCCUAAAAGAAGGAGGACUAUGUGCAGCCCUAAAAGAAGAAUGCUGCUUCUAUGCAGACCAGACUGGGUUGGUACGAGACACCUUGGACUCGGCCACAUUCAGACUGACCAAUGGGAACCCUGUAACUACGCUUCUCGCUUCUGUGCCCGUGCUUUUGCUCCUCAACCCCUAUAAAAAUUCCCCUACCCCAGCAGGCAGGCGCGCUAGUCAUUCAAAAGACUUUGCCACCCCAGGAAUAUUGUCUGGUAGGAGCAUCAAAGAGCACACAAAUGUGCAGAAGUUGGAUGCAAAGAGGUCUGGUCAAGAGAUGAUAUGGGGACUCUUUGAGCAUCUCCAGGUGGUUUGUGAAGGAGUCAAGGAUAUCCAGGAGGACGAGGAGGUGGCUCAUUAUUAUAAAGUGCUUGCCACAUAA